Messenger RNA from Kwoniella shivajii, 543 nucleotides. RefSeq lists its product as uncharacterized. Gene Ontology annotation, biological process: glutathione catabolic process. The coding region runs from base 1 to 543 and encodes 180 amino acids. NCBI's taxonomy places the organism in Eukaryota, Fungi, Basidiomycota, Tremellomycetes, Tremellales, Cryptococcaceae. The record is from RefSeq and is a predicted model, not a curated record. Gene Ontology annotation, cellular component: cytoplasm. The transcript is spliced from 10 exons. Gene Ontology annotation, molecular function: gamma-glutamylcyclotransferase activity; glutathione specific gamma-glutamylcyclotransferase activity.
AUGGUGUAUUGGGUAUUCGGAUACGGUUCUCUUAUCUUCAAACCGCCACCGCAUGCGGUGGAACACAAGGCCCCAGGCCGGGUAGUGACAGUCAUUGAAGCGAGAGAAUGGCAUAUGCUCGAAGGCAUAACCGUGUCAGAAGGUGCAAUAUCGUCAGACGAUUACGUGUGGGGUAUGGCAUAUAGGAUAGAUCCACAAUAUGAAGACGAAGUGAAAACAUACAUGGAAUACCGCGAAAAGAAUGGAUAUACUUGUCAUUUCGUUCCGGUCUAUAACGCCUCUCCUGACGGACUAGAAGAAAUAGCGGUAGUCGAUAACGCUGAAAUCUGGAUCGGUAAACUCGACAAUCCUGCCUUCAUCGGGUAUGAAUCCCUUGACAAUCUGGCUCGUAUCAUCUCAGAGAGAAGCGGGCCGUCUGGACUCAACAAGGAAUAUCUGUACAAGCUUGCAGAAUCAGUCAGACAGCUAUAUCCCCAUGUUCGAGAUGAAUACCUGUUUGGCUUGGAGGCUGCAGUCAGAGCUUUAGAAGAGGACGAUUAUUAA